Messenger RNA from Nematocida major, 348 nucleotides. RefSeq lists its product as uncharacterized. The coding region runs from base 1 to 348 and encodes 115 amino acids. Lineage: Eukaryota; Fungi; Microsporidia. Gene Ontology annotation, cellular component: signal recognition particle. Gene Ontology annotation, molecular function: 7S RNA binding. The transcript has a single exon. Gene Ontology annotation, biological process: SRP-dependent cotranslational protein targeting to membrane. The record is from RefSeq and is a predicted model, not a curated record.
AUGAACGAAAUAAGACUAUAUCCGAUAUACUUCAACACUGCAAUAAAAAGAUCACAGGGAAGAAAAGUUCCGGCAAGAGAGGGCGUGAUGCCUCCAACAUUCCAGCAGAUUCUUAAAGCGCUGAACCAGCUAGGAAUAGAGUACAAGAUAGGAACAAAGCAGCACCCAAAGCACUCGUAUGAAAUAUGCGAGAAGCUUCUCCCUGCGCAGUCAAAGCCGGAGGAAGUGGAGCGGCUAUUCAGCACCACAGGCGGAUGCUUCACCAUAACCACAGACUGCAAGAGAAAGCUGAUAAAAGACAUCCAUGAAAUCUUGUCCCAAAAAGCAGUCGCUUCUGCCAAGAAAUAG